AUGGCACAACCUGUCCACGAGGUUCGCGCCCGGUUGCCUCCGCCUCCCCCUAUUCGCUCAGGUGAUAGGCCCCAAGUGGUAGGGGUUAGCCCCCCACCUUAUUGCCGGUACCACCGCACAAGGAAUCAUUCUCCGAAGGAUUGCGAGGGAUUAAAGGAAGAAAUUGAGGCGCUCAUUAAGCAUGGCUGGCCAUUGCCCUUUAACUGGUGGCGUAGGCCAAGCUCGGUCGGGCAGCAAUGGGUGACAGAGCAAAGCGGGGCAAAAACCAACGACAAGGGUAAGCAGCCCAUUCAAGAGGAGGACGGAGAUCGAAAUCGACAGCACAAGUCAGUGAUAAACAUGAUAGUAGUUGGUCCUGAAGGAGGUGACUCUGCGAGAGCCCGGAAGGCACGCGCCCGGCAGCUAUACGUGGGUGCGAUAGCCUUCCAGGAGCCAGACCGUAAGAAGAUAUGUAGAGAGCCGAUUGUCUUUACGGACGACGACCUACCCAGAGGCCCCACGCCGCAUUGGGACGCCUUGGUUAUCGCAAUAGACAUUCAAGGAUUGGUCACCCGGUGGGUGCUGGUGGACAUGGGUAGCGGCGUCAACGUGUUGUACUGGGAAGCCUUUCAGAAGUUGGGCUUGGCCCGGGAGCAGAUGCGACCAGUCAGGACCCCCUUGGCCGGGUUCACCAGUGACGCAGUCAAGGCUGAAGGAUGCGUCUCUUUGACCGUCGAGCUGGGCACUUGGCCUCAGAUGAGAAGAUUGGAAAUGAAUUUCGUCGCUGUUGCUCUGGAGUGCGUACACAACGUUAUCCUCGGUCGACCUGGGAUAGAGGAUCUAGGAGCCUUGAUCUCCAUCGAGCAACUGUGUAUGAUGUUUCGCACACCGACUGGCGUCGGAGUGGUGCGAUGCGAUCAAAAGACGACUCGUAGUUGCUACCUGCAGGCUUGCUGA
Molecule: messenger RNA, 936 nt
Organism: Ipomoea nil (Japanese morning glory)
Lineage: Eukaryota; Viridiplantae; Streptophyta; Magnoliopsida; Solanales; Convolvulaceae
Exons: 1
Coding region: 1-936 (311 amino acids)
Source: RefSeq, a predicted model, not a curated record